CGGGCUGCAGUGCUGAUCGCAGACUCCAGGGAGGAGGCAGGUGACUGCUCGCUGCAUCCAGCUCAGCAGACUUUCCGCAGACACCACAAUGGACCUGAAAGCUCUCCUACAGUUGCUGAUCUUAAUGUCUGUUGUAAGAGUCGCCCACUUCUCAAAAUCAUCUUACAAGGGUCGAUAUAUGGCAUCUGUCUUCUCAGACCUGACUUCAAAGGAGAUGACCUCAGUUCAGACUUUCCUCGUGGACCAGAAGCAGCUGAACCUAGUCCCGAUCAGAAGUCACUUUGGCAAAAACUCAAUCUUCAUGAUGGAGCUCAACUUGCCAAAGAAGCAGGAUGUCCUGAAAUUUUUAGAUUACAACGGCCCUAAACCUAAAAGAGAGGCCAAAGUGGUCAUCAUCUUUGGGGACCAGGUCAAACCCAACAUCACAGAAUAUAAUGUCGGCCCCCUCCCCCACCCGUAUUAUUACCGACCACUAACCACUAAAGGGAACAAGCACAUAAGAUUUGAGUCGCGGCCUAUAACCUAUAUGGAAUCUAAUAAAGUCCAAAAACGUCUGCUGGAGCUCAUCAAUGAGUUAGACCACAUCUUAGUGGAGUCCUCCGGUUUCUCCUUAAACAACUGCUCAUCAGGUUGUCUUCGCUUCACAGACAUUGACCCUUGGGGCUUAAAAUCUGGAGAACGUCGCUCAUGGAUGAUAGUCCAGAAGGACGUAGAAGGGUUCUUCCUACACCCAAUUGGAGUUGAGAUUCUCCUCAAUCAUCGCUCUCUCAACCCUAAAGAGUGGACCAUUGAGAAGAUCUGGUAUAACGGCCAAUACUUUGAUAGUGUCAAGGAGCUAGUCCAUAAGUAUGAGAAGAAUGAACUAGCUAAGCUACCACUAUCAGAUGACAGUGAAGAUUCUUAUUCCACCUUCAUGCCCCGUGGGGAAUUUAAGACAAAAACAGAUAGAUCUGGUCCAAGUAUAUGUGAACCCCAAGGGAAACGUUACCAAGUUCUGGGCAACUAUGUUGAGUACACCGGCUGGAGCUUUGCUUACCGGGUCCGUCCAUCGGCUGGCCUCCAGAUAUUUGAUAUCCAGUAUAAUAAUGAGAGGAUAGCCUAUGAGGUGAGCAUACAGGAGGCCAUAGCCUUCUAUAGUGGGGCCACGCCCGCUGGUAUGCAAACAAAGUACAUUGACUCCGGUUGGGGGUUGGGUAUAGGACAUUAUGAGCUUGCAAAAGGAAUCGACUGCCCUGAGGGGGCCACCUACCAGGAUCUCUACAGUUACUAUGACACGGACAAACCAUUGCGAUAUAAGAAUGCAUUGUGCAUCUUUGAGCAGCCCACAGCGAUACCCUUACGGAGACAUUUCGACAUCAGCGACAAUGGGGGUUACAAUUUUUAUGCUGGGAUGGAAAACAAAGUCCUGGUGGUGAGGACAACGUCCACCGUCUAUAACUAUGACUAUAUCUGGGACUUUCUGUUCUACCAAAAUGGAGUGAUAGAGGUUAAAAUGAGCGCCACAGGGUACAUACAUGCCACUUUUUUCACCCCUGAUGGCCUCCAGUUUGGAAACAGGGUCCAAAGCCAUGUUCUGGGGAACCUCCAUACACACUUGAUCAACUAUAAGGUGGACCUGGACAUUGCAGGUACAGAAAACAGCUUUGAAACCAUUGACCUGAAAUACGAGAACAUUUCAAAUCCUUGGAGUCCGGAUCACUUUAUUGUCCAGUCCCGUUUAGAUCGCGUCCCAAGAAGCAGUGAGCGUCAGGCUGCUUUCAGGUUUGGAUCUCACGUCCCGAGGUAUCUAGCGUUCCAAAACCCCAACAAGAAGAACAAGUGGGGACAUCAGAAGAGCUACCGGAUCCAGUAUAACUCCCAUGCCCAAAGUGUGCUGCCUGAGAUGUGGGCUGAGGAGAAAGGAGUCUCGUGGUCCAGAUACAGCCUGGCAGUGACCCAACAGAAGGAUACAGAGCAGAGCAGCAGUAGCAUCUACAUCCAAGGUGACCCCUGGGACCCCGCCGUCUAUUUUGAGAACUUCAUCAGUGACAAUGAGGACAUUGUGAACAAGGAUCUUGUUGCCUGGGUGACAGUCGGGUUCCUCCACAUCCCCCAUGCUGAGGACAUCCCAAAUACAUCCACCCCGGGAAAUUCUGUAGGUUUCUUCCUUCGACCUUUCAACUUUUUUGAUGAGGACCCCUCGGUGGCCUCCAGGGACAUAGUCAUCGUGAGACCCACGGACAAAGGCUUCACCAAAGUGAACAUCCAACGUUGGACUCCUGAAGUGACCGGUCAAUGUGUGUCAGGCAAACCCUUCCACUACAACGGGACUUACGUCUCGGACUGAAUCCUGAAGAUUUAUCUAAAAUCGUCACAUUAAAGAUCUUGUAUCUAGAAGCUCAACUAGACAACUCAAGACAAUGAAAGUCUUAGUGAUUCCUAGGAAUCCAGAGUCAUCAAGACAUUACCGAGGGGCAUUGUCAUCAAUCGCUGUGCAAGAUAAUAAUGAGUCACAAUAUAGCAACAUAUGUAACAGUUGAUCAGAUCAUGGUUAUUGGGGAAUACUAUGUAGCAACAUGCAAAAUAUUUUACCCUUUGACAUGUCUCACCUUUAAAUUCUUUGUGUUAUCCUAUGAAUAUUAUGACCAAUAUUAAAGAAUAACAUGAA
Bufo gargarizans (Asiatic toad) is the source of this 2647-nucleotide messenger RNA. Its product is annotated as amiloride-sensitive amine oxidase [copper-containing]-like. Lineage: Eukaryota; Metazoa; Chordata; Amphibia; Anura; Bufonidae. The coding region runs from base 89 to 2326 and encodes 745 amino acids. The transcript has 5 exons. Gene Ontology annotation, biological process: response to antibiotic; amine metabolic process. Gene Ontology annotation, molecular function: primary methylamine oxidase activity; copper ion binding; quinone binding. The record is from RefSeq and is a predicted model, not a curated record. Gene Ontology annotation, cellular component: plasma membrane.